CGCGCACUUAUUGCAGUCCCGCCGCCGAGUCGCUGGGCGGCCCGUUCCCUGCGCUCCCACCACGCAAACGACGUUUGGGACAGCUGCCACGGACGCACAGGGCCACCAGCAGCGCUGCCUCUGUCCCCUCACUGCCAAAACAUUGCCCCGGAUUCCUGCGCCCAGCGCAUGCGAGCGCACACAAUUCGUCGCGCCCGCUGCUUCUCCCGCCCCGUCGACACUGCUGCGCGGCCAGGCUGCUGAACCGCCCCUCCACGCCCACCUCAGCGGCCCCGGUCAUGGUGCCCGCCCGCCCAAGCCAAGUAGCCUCGUGAAGGACGCUUUCGCCCGCCCCGACUCCCUCCGCACCUCGCGCACCCUCGCGCACCCUCGCGCCCGCUGCCCGCCGCCGCCGCCAUGUCGUACUACGGAAACGGCCAGAAUUACUACAACCCAAACAUCCCCCACUCCAACCUCGGCGGCCAGGCUGCACACCACGAUCCCUACGCCCGCUCUGCGCCAAGCACCGACCAUGGCGAUGCCUCCUCAAACGGAGCCGCCGCCUCAGACUACGGCUAUGCCUACAACCAGCCAGAGCGCCGCAACAGCAUUGCUGCGCGCCAGAACGACGAGCUGUUCAUGGUCGCCGCCAGCUCCCCGCACCUGAGCCAGGGCCCAAUGUCGCCAACCGCCAGCGCAUACGGCGCCGGCUACGGCUACCCGCCUCAGCGCCAGCAGCUCGAGUACAAUCCCCAGAACUACACCCAGCCCAUUGCUCUGCCCAACCCCCAGCAUUACGGCGGCGUCAACAGGCCCUAUGGGCCCUCGGUCUCGACUGCUGCCUCGCACCAGCCCUACAACCCAGCCGCCUAUGCGAGCAGCAAUAUUUCCCGGACAAACACCGUCAGCCAGCCCUACGCCCUCUCCCCGACCUCGCCCACCCUCCCGUACCCUUCGCCGUCUGCGUACCAGAACUCGCAAUUCGGGAGAACCACCUCUGUUCAGAGAACUACCUAUCCUACUCAGCAUUCCUCAACCGCAUCCUCGGGCUACUACUCGUCGAGCGCUUCGCACGCCCCGCUCCCGUCACCGCCAGUCUACGACACCGGCUAUGGCUCACAACGCGGCGACCGAUAUGCCACUCACCAGUCAAACGCCCUUCCCCCGACCCCUGAGGUCCCGACCCAUGGCUCACCACAGCGAACCAAUACGACGUCUUCACGGCCCCUGCCUCCACCUCCACCUCACGAGUCUGACAGCGACGAGUACUUUUCGCCACAGAACGGAUACCAAGACGAGCUCUUCAAUGACGUCUUGAGCAUGACAGGAGGAAGCGCAGGCCAUGGCCAGGAGCCCAAUGGCCAGUAUUACCAUGGCGAACAACAGUCGGGACGGAAUGGCAUGAAUGGAGACCAAGGCGCGUACCCUGCACGGAAUACCUACGCGAGCGAUGAGAGCGAUGUCGAGGCUGCUGCUGGUCUAGCAGCACUCCAGAUGGCUGAGGAGCAAGAGAGGGCAGACGAAGCCCGAAGAGCAAGCGGCGGCACUGGGCUGUUCAGCAACUACACAUCAGUACACUCACCCCAGAUGCCAGCAGAGCCCACGCACGAAGCAAGCGCAAGCGACAGCGACUAUGUAGGCAUGGAUGUUGGCACGUAUGGCGGCGGCUUCAUGCCAUCCUUCAACUAUGGCGGAGAUCCAAGCCAACUUGCAGCGGGAGGUGGUUCACAGCGGCGAUCAGAAGCCGCUAGCGAAGACUACGACCCAAUUCAUCCCUUCCCGUCUUUUUCGAGCAGCGCACGCGUCGAUACAUUUGGUACGGGUGGGCUUCAAGAGCCUAGCGCACGGCGGCGGAGCUACGAUGAAGGCGACGAAGUCACUCUUAUGGAUAGCGCGUCCGCCAUGUCUGGUUCGACCUUGGGUCCUACAGCCGUGAUGCCUGGUGAGCCACCAGACAUGUUCUAUCAUCCUGGCAUCUCGAACCGACCUCUGCCACCCCCUCCGGUGAACACAAACCGACGACUCAAUCACCAGAGCAACAGCUCCACUGGAUCUGCCAAUUACGAGUAUUGGCGCAACGCUCCGUCCUCGCGUGGCUCAUACCCUUCUGACCCCAAUGCUGUACACAUGGUAUCACCAGCCGGCACACAUGUCCCUCGCUCAACGUCUCUACUGCAUCAAAGCAAUGCGCGAGACGCCAUACCCUUGCCGAGGUCCAAGACGGAUGCUGAGCAGGGGCACCGGCCUCGUGGCGCUGGCAAUCGCAACACCUAUUAUGGCAAUGCCGUCGACAGCGAUGGUAACACUUUAACGCCCGGUAGUGCUGAAGCUGUAGCCAUUGACUUGCCAACAAUUCCUGCUGGCAAGCGCUUCAACCCCGCCAAGUUGUCUAGCAUUGACUUUAAGAAGUGCACUGAGCCAUGGGCGCUCAGCUCAAUCAUCGCUUGGCUAAAGAGCAUGACUGAAGGCGAGAAUGACUUGAAGGAAGGGCCAAUCCAGGAGGGCCUCGUUGCACUGUUCACUCACAAGGUUCCAACCAUGAAUAUCGCCGAUGCAGAGACACUGAGCAGUCGGGUGGUGUCGGAAAUGUACAAAGCUGGAACUCUUGUGCACGAAGAAGAAUGGCUCAAGUUUUCUUCGGAAAGCAUGACGGGAGUAAUUUUCCAGCUGACAGGGGCGGGCUGUUAUGCGCCCAUGCUGCACACUCAUGCUAGCCCUGGCCGAUGCUACUCGCACCACUGCCAACGGACGCUCAAGAAGAUUGACCUCCACGCCCCGUCUGCCGCACCUCGCUCGGAAGAUUGGGCUACGUUUUACAAGCUGAAGAAGGAGGACAUUGAAGGCGCCAACAAGAAGGAAAUUGAGCGGCAGAACAUUCUUCACGAAAUCGUGCAGGGAGAGGACAACUACAUGAAUCGACUGGAUGUGUUGCGCCAUCUGUACCGUGACCGACUCAAGGCAGCUCAGCCUCCCGUCAUACCUCCAAAGAAACUCGACCGAUUUAUCCGCGACGUUUUCAGCAAGGUGGAUGCAGUGCGCAAGGCAAACGAGGACCAUUUACUCCCACAAAUCAAAUACAGACAACAAGAGCAAGGACCAUGGAUUGUGGGUUUCAGCGACAUUUUCAGGGAAUGGAUCCGAAAGGCCAAGCAAGCCUACAUUGAGUACGCGGCAGCCUUCCCAUACGCAUCCUUCUUGGUUCGACAGGAGGCCGAAAGGAACUUGGUAUUCCGUUCUUUCUUAGACGACGCCCAGAAGAACAAACUAUCCAACAAGCUUGGUUGGGACACGUAUCUCAAGGGCCCCAUCGACAGGCUGCAGCGUUAUGGUCUGCUCUUGGACACGGUGCUGAAGUACUCGAUUGUCGACAAUGAGGAAAAGAAAAACCUGCAGAUUGCAAAGGACGAGAUCAAGGCUGUGACGUUGGAAUGCGAUAGCCGUGUUGCUGAGAUGAGCCGCAAAGUCAGCCUCACCGAUCUGCAAGCCAGGCUCAUCUUGCGACCAGGGAUGCAGCGGGUCGAGCUCAAUCUAGAUCAUCUGGGGCGAGAGCUGAUUUUCCGGGGCGAUUUGCAAAGAAUGGGUGCCAACCGCUUCAACUGGCUGGAAACCCAUGCACUACUGUUUGAUCACUACCUCGUGCUUGCCAAGACAGUUUCGUACAGGGAGGCAGAUGGUGUUACCAAGUCUGAGAAGUACGAUGUCUCUCGGCUACCCAUUCCCAUGGACCUGCUCGUCCUGGAAAGCGAAGACGACGAUCCCGUCAUACGCUCAACGAUGAAGGGUAUAUCUACUGUCACGACAGUUUCCGGUCGAGUUGCUGGAACUGGCACGCGCCUGAACAGCAGUCCUGCUCCCGGGGGUCUACAACACGUCAAUACCGCUACUUCCCAUGGAUCGUCAACCACGAGCGGUUCAGGCAAGACUCUUGUCAACACUACGUCGAAUGACGCCAGCAAGGACGAGAAGAUUUUGUAUCCGUUCCGAGUCAAGCAUCUGGGCAAAGAGACGUAUACACUGUAUGCGCCAAGUGCACAAACCCGAGCCGAAUGGUGCGACAAGCUCAUCAUUGCGAAAACACGACAUGCCGCUGCCCUUUUCGCCCAGAAUGCCGAGCCUUUUAGACUGCGCGUCAUGGCCGACGCGGCGUUUGCAUACGAUAGCGCCAUGCCAUCUCAAAAGGCCAUUACUAUCAAGGGAACACCUCUGGACCGGGCCGUUGACGAGGUGGAGAAGCUUUUUGUCAAUGUUGGUCGCCCAGUGCCGAUUUGUCGAGCGCGCGUCAAUUGUGCGACGGCGUUUAGCCAACCUUAUGGCAAGCAGAUGGUGGCAGUCGGUACAGAUAUUGGUGUCUAUGUGUCGGACUUUGAGAAUCCUAGAGGCUGGACAAAGGCCAUCCAAGUACCGCGGGUAACGCAAAUUGCCGUUCUCGAGCAGUUUAGCUUGAUGCUUCUCAUCUCGGACAAGGCAUUGAUUGCGUAUCACCUGGAUGCUGUCUGUCCAGUCAACGGUAUGCCUUUGUCAAACGACUCGACGCGACGUGCCCCUCAGAAGCUGUCGGGCGCACGCGACAUUGGCUUCUUUGCCACUGGGGUCAUGAAGGACAGGACGCUUGUGUUUUACAAGAAGCGUGACGGCAUUUCAUCAACGUUCAAGGUUCUUGAGCCCGUGUACCAGAAAUCGACGGAGAAGAAGUCAAGGAUAUGGAAAUCGGGACGUACCGAGUUCUUCCGCGAGUACGACGAGUUUUACAUCCCGGCCGAGUGCUUUACCAUUAACCUCUUCCACUCGUCGCUUGCCAUUUCGACAUCCAAGGGCUUCGAGGUACUCACUCUGGACAAGAAGCAGCCAUGGUCGGUGCCGGACCUGAAGCAGCCGCACGUGGCGACGAUUGCUUCGCGACUGCAAAACCAAGACCCUCUGGGCAUGUUCCGGCUGUCGGACCAAGAAUUCCUCCUGUGCUACGAGGAGUGUGCGGUAUACAUUAACAAGAACGGUGACAUUUCGCGGUCGGUGAUUAUGGAGUUUGUGGGCAAGGCUAAGAGCGCUGCCAUGUAUGGGCCGUACGUGCUGCUCUUCGACCCCGACUUUGUGGAGAUUCGCAAUGCGCAGAACGGGAGACUGCGGCAGGUGAUUGCGGGACGCGACGUCAAGUGUCUGGAUGAUGGGCUGAGCGGAGGAUCAGCGCACAACAGGACGAUCAAGCUGAGCUUGCAGCAUCCGUACCAUGAAAGGUGUCAGGUGGUAGUUGAGCUGGUGCUUAACGAAGGCCAGAAGGAGUAGGCCUGAAAUAGCUCGCAUUUACGUCUGGGGUUGGUGGGCUUUGCUGUUGUCUCGACAGGAACCACAUUUUUGUUCCGGUGGCCUGGGUUGGAAAAGAAGGUUGGAGAUAUUUUUUUGGUGUCUUCCAUAGUGAUGGAGAGACUUUUGGCGAGCCAUGUUGUUAAUACUCUUUCUUUCUUGAUUGUCGAGGAUACCUUGUUUUUUUACAGUACUGGCCUGGAGUUUUUGAGGCAUUUUCUCGUGUUGACCUAAUACCCAGAGACGGCCUUUUGUAUAGGGAAUGGUAUCUGCU
Molecule: messenger RNA, 5551 nt
Organism: Exserohilum turcica Et28A
Lineage: Eukaryota; Fungi; Ascomycota; Dothideomycetes; Pleosporales; Pleosporaceae
Exons: 3
Coding region: 397-5259 (1620 amino acids)
Molecular function (GO): guanyl-nucleotide exchange factor activity
Source: RefSeq, a predicted model, not a curated record